UUCCUGCACCAGCAUUACCACUAACAGUAACACCACCAACGCUAGCACUACCGCCUGCACCUGCACCUCCAGUAGUACCGGCACCUCCAGUAGUACCGGCACCAGCACCUCCAGUAGUACCGGCACCAGCACCUCCAGUAGUACCGGCACCUGCACCUCCCGUAAUACCGGCUCCUGCACCUCCCGUAGCACCGGCACCUCCAGUAGUACCGGCACCUGCACCUGCAUUAGCACCUCCAGUAGUACCGGCACCUGCACCUGCAUUAGCACCUCCAGUAGUACCGGCACCUGCACCUGCAUUAGCACCUCCAGUAGUACCGGCACCUGCACCUCCAGUAGUACCGGCACCUGCACCUGCAUUAGCACCACCAGUAGUACCGGCACCUGCACCUCCAGUAGCACCACCGGUACCAGUACCUCCAGUUCCAGUACCACCGGUACCAGUACCUCCAGCAGCACCACCGCUACCAAAAUUCAGUUUUUGGUCAUAUUUAAAGUGCCAAUUAAUUUUGUCGUCGUCGUACAUUAUUUAUUUGGCAAGCGAAAACAUGUUACCACCACAUUUGGAAUGUCAUGACGAUUGGAAAGGAGCACCAAUUUGGGAAUGCAAAUCGGUAGUUGCUGCUCACUUACCUGCGCCAGUAUUACCUCCAAUAGUAAUACCACCAAUACUAGCACCUGCACCUGCUCCUCCAGUAGUACCAGUACCAGCACCUGCACCUCCAGUAAUACCUGCACCACCAGUAGUACCGGCACCUGCACCACCAGUAGUACCGGCACCUGCACCACCAGUAAUACCGGCACCUGCACCACCAGUAGUACCGGCACCUGCACCUCCAGUAGUACCGGCACCUGCACCUCCAGUAGUACCACCGGUACCUCCAGUAGUACCACCGGUACCUCCAGUAGUACCGGCACCUGCACCUCCAGUAGCACCACCGGUACCAGUACUUCCAGUUCCAGUGCCUCCACCGAUACCAGCAUCCUUAAUAGCCUGA
Molecule: messenger RNA, 998 nt
Organism: Musca vetustissima
Lineage: Eukaryota; Metazoa; Arthropoda; Insecta; Diptera; Muscidae
Exons: 3
Source: RefSeq, a predicted model, not a curated record